Molecule: messenger RNA, 1342 nt
Organism: Frankliniella occidentalis (western flower thrips)
Lineage: Eukaryota; Metazoa; Arthropoda; Insecta; Thysanoptera; Thripidae
Product: protein phosphatase 1 regulatory subunit 42-like
Exons: 8
Coding region: 6-1283 (425 amino acids)
Molecular function (GO): protein binding
Source: RefSeq, a predicted model, not a curated record
UCAAAAUGGUGCGAGUGACAUUACAUUACUUAUCCAGAAAAGGUUCAGAAAAUGCUGCCAAGCAUAAUAAAGAUCCAAAAGAACAUACAAGGAAAUUGACACAUCUGUAUCUGAAUGAUCAAUACAUAGACUCUAUAGGGGACAUAUCGGCCUGCAGAAAUUUGAAAGUUUUAUACUUACAAAAUAACCAACUGCAAAGGGUAGAGAACCUUGAGUUUGCAACUCAGCUAACUCAUCUGUAUCUUCAAAGGAACAAUAUCUUAAAAAUGAACGGAUUUGAUGGCCUAGUUGCUCUUCAAAAGUUGUAUUUAGGCCACAACAGUAUAUCAGUUGUAGAGGGUUUGGAAAAUCUGAAAUGCCUACAAGAGCUGCAUGUAGAACACCAAAAGCUUUGUCCUGGCGAAGAGAUUAUGUUUGAUCCCCGAAGCAUUGCUGCAUUAGGGUACACCUUGAAUGUAUUAAACCUUCAAGGAAAUGGUCUAACAUCUCUGGAGGAUCUCGUUGGACUUGACAGAAUAAGAAUACUUUUGGUAUCUAGCAACAACUUGAAAGAUGUUACAAAAUUACAGGCCUUUCUCAAUGUUGUCCCAACAUUAGAAGAGCUUGACAUGCGAGACAACCCUGUAGUUCUUGAUUACAAGAACUGCAACAGAAUUUUGGCUAGUGCCCACAAUUUACGCGUUUUUAAUGGAAGAAAAAUAUCAGUCGUAACAUUGGAUUUCAUGAAAAAGUUUGAGGAACACCAGAAAAAGGUUUCAGCUUGUCCCACUUUAAUGCCUUCAAGUCAACUCGUCAGUAGCAUAUCUGAGCUGGCUCACAACCUUCCGGAGGCUCUGGCAAAGGAUGUAACAAGUAGCAUUUUUAGAGAAGCAAGUCGAAGAAAUGAUGGAGUUGGAGAAAAGGAAGCCGAGCUUAGUUCAUCCACAGAAUUAGCCUUAUCAGUACAGUCUAAUGCUGGCUCUUUCUUCCAUUUUCCAGCAUUCAAAUCCUCUACCUGUCUACAUUAUGACGGUCAUACCAUUCCCAAACCUUUCCACCGUCACAUUCUAUCAAGUGCUCAAUUGGGGCAAAAAGCUCAAUUUUCUAGGAAAAUGGUACACUGUCCAUUUAGUGUUCUAAAUAAAAUUGAGGACUUGAGAUCUAAUAUGGAAGUUGUGUGUACUACCAACCAACCUGAAAAUGAUGUUCAUGAAAUAGUCAGAGCUGACUGCGGUGACAUGGUCUGGGACAAGAACAACAGCAUAAUAGAACCAGGAAAAAAGGAAUAUGCAAGUGGAACCUGAAAAAAUCUUCACAAUUGUAACGAGAAAUCCAGUACGUACUCUAUAUGCAUAACUGAGAA